AUGUAACCGUUUUUUUAAAUCGAGUAAUACUUUUUCGAGAUGAAUUAAUUUCAGGCGCGGCUACCAAUCUUCAUGAAACUUUCAAGGUCAGCGUUAAUUUGUGUAAAGAAAACCCAAUAAAUAUUCCAAAUCAAACAUACCGCAGUUAUUUCUAACAGUACAUUGCUAAAAUUGCUUCCCUUUGUUUUCAUAAGCAAAUGCAAUUUAAGUAAAUCAUCCAACUUGUUGAAAAAUCUACCCGCAAGAAUCAUUUACGAUGACUUCGAAUUCCCUGAUAGAAGCGGGCUCAAUUGUUAUGCUUCGAGCCAUAGAACUUGAGAAACAAUUAAAAUUUACUGAAAGUUUGACAUGCUAUGAAGAAAGUAUUGGUUUAUUCAUCAAAGCUCUACGUUCUAUUCCUGAUAAUACACAAUCAGAAUUCAAAGACAGAUUCAGACUGAAAGUUUCAGAGUAUAUAACCCAUGCAGAAAAACUUAAGGAAAAACUUAAAAAGGAAUCAGAAAAUGGAAAUUAUCACGAACAAAUUGUUAUAGAAGAAGGUGCUAUUGGUUACAGUUACAAGAAGGUUUUUGGAAGAUUUCUUGAAGAGGGUACAGUAAGGAAAGUUUGGGUGGAAGAUCCGUAUAUCAGAAAUAGUUAUCAAAUUGAGAAUUUUUCUCACUUUUGUGAAGUCAUCGUUCAAUCAGUGUCGAAGGUGAAAAAUAUUUAUUUAACCACCGGAGAAGAUGCCCAGCAUCCAGAUGAACAAAUAGAAAAGUUUAACAUGUUAAAGGGUGAUCUAGAAAAGCAUUCAGUUACUUUUGAGUGGACGUUCUCGGAUACCUUACAUGAUCGAGAGAUACGUCUCGGAUUGUAAUUGUUCGGUUUCAUUUUAAACAGUCAUCUCCCACCAUUGUGGUCAAUUCAAAAAGAUUAGUGUAUACAUAUGUCGUGAGGUUGAAUAUCCUUUUCCAAUGUUCAAUGUAAGUACGAUAUCUGGAAUUUUUGAACAUCUCUCUGUUCAUUUAGUGGAUUAGCGUUAUAUAUGACAGCAUGGUUUUCACUAAGGAAUUCAUUUUAAUGAUCUGAAACUAUCUAGAUGUUUUCUACGAAUUCCUCACUGUAGCGCCUCCCAACUUGCCGGAUGAAUAAAACAAAUAAAGUGAACAUUGGAGCUUGAAAUAAAAUCCUCGGUUAAAAUUAUAUCCUUAUAUGCAGCAUUCACCUAUUAAAUGAACGGAAAAAUACUCGGAAAUACUUGAUGGCAUACGCACAUUAAAUAUUAAAAAGAGCUACAAUCUCAUGAGCAAAUAUCCUGUUACUAUGCAUGUAAUUUAUUGGUUUAUAGAAAAUCAGAGUUCAGUGAUAUGUUUUGGUUUUUUGAGUAUUUUCCUCUCUGUUGUGUUUUAUAAUUAGUGCUAAUACGAGAAAUUAUUUAAUUGGUGUUGAUGUUUACACUGAAACUUGGACCAAUUAUUUAUCUCUUGAAAUAUCAACAUAAUAUCUAUUUAACUAUUGAGUCUAUGUAGUCAUUAAAUUGUUCAGCAAGUAUAAAGGUUUUAAGUACGUUUGUAAUUUCUUAUUGUUAAUAUUCAAAAUAGCAAGUGAUCAGGUACUAGGUUCAAGUCUCAGUAUAAAUAACAACACGAAGUUGGAGAUAUAUCCACCUGAAAAGUCCCAGAUAAGACUAUAUGUGUGCAUCUUAGGUUCCACUGCUGACCACAUAAAGAAAUAUACCAACCUCAAGCUAUAUCUAAUUAAUCCAAUCUAAAUUCAUCUUGUUAACCUUUUUCUCUAGAUUUGAUAUAAUUAUUAAAUGUGACAGUUCCAAUCAAUCCACAUUCAUGCUUAUGUUGUCACUAUAACUUAGUAUUGAACAAAUCCCAUAAAAUUAUUCACUUUAUUCAUGAUCAUCUAUGUGUGUUUAGUUGAAAAUAUUUUCGUCUUAUUUUUUUUUUGUUGCUGUUUUUAAAAAUGAAAAAUAGAUUUGAUAGUGGAUGGAUUGUUAAAAUUGGUCGUGGGUUGGAUUAUAUACGUCGUCCUGAACAUAAAUUUUGUGGUCUCGGUGUACAUGACUAUGACUUUCGGACAUGUUCUGCAACAACUAUUGACAUAUUUCAUUCUUCUAUAUUACGUCAAGAUACAUAAAGAAAUAUAUAUGAACUUUCCUUUUUAAAAACUAAUUUAGUAUAUGAUGUUAUUAUCUAUUUACCCUGAAAAUAAAUCAGUAAGGGGAUGAUAAAACAUCUUGACGACCUCAAACAUACAACAUUUCGAUAACUUUCCAUUAUCAUUAGUCUUUCAUCUUUUUUUUAAAAAGAAAUUAUGUUACAGAAUCAUUUUUUAACUUUAACAAGUUUUUUUCUAUGUUUUUUACUCAUUUGGUCGUUGUAUUUAUGUGUUAGGUCAAGGAAUCAUUUAAUUUUAAGAUUUGAAGCAUUCAAUGAUUUUUUCUAUCAACUAAACACUGGUUAUCUUCGUAAGCAACGUAGAGUUUGGCGCAUAUAUUCAUUCUUUCAUGUUGUCAUACUAUAUUAAAACGGUGAGAUGAAAUUAUUAAGAUAAAUGCUGGAAUAGUAGAAAUAGUAAUAGUAUCAGGAGUAGUGGAAAAGAUUGAAGGAAGAGUGAAUUUUUGAAGUUUUUUUAUUUUUUUAUUUGAACACAUAAAUAUUGG
Messenger RNA from Schistosoma bovis, 2653 nucleotides. The record is from the annotation of a GenBank genome assembly. Lineage: Eukaryota; Metazoa; Platyhelminthes; Trematoda; Strigeidida; Schistosomatidae.